AUGACGCGAAGGGGACACUCCAGAAUGCUCAAGCCAACAACUCAUGUCUUCGCUGGCGAGAUAUCAAGGGCCAAGGUUCCACCAAAUGUUUACAUCUGGGGCUGGCUCGCGGCCGAGGAAUACUUCCGCUUGAUGAAACUGCACGAGUUUCUCACCGCAUCUCCUGGAUCGGCUGCCGGAAGGAUCGCUUCGGUUCCAACGACUAUUGGCUUCGAUAUCGAUGCGCUGAGCCGGUUACGGACUGCGGAGCAAUCUUUGCUUGUAGUUUUCGAAAAGAGAAUCGCGGCUCUCGAGGCUCAACACAAGCCGAAGCCACCCAACGAUGACACGGACGCAAACAACCGUCCGCCUCGGGCUCAGACAGCACCGGAUGGGCGUAACCCAGCUCCUAUUACGCGCCCCGGUGCCAGAGACGUUAGCACGACAAGGACGCCGCCGCCGCCACCACCACCACCAGCGACUAUGCCGGCUAACCACAAGAGGACACGACCAGCGCAGCCUCAACAACCACGGGCUGGGAAUGGGCGAAGGACUUCUGAGUCUGACAACUCGGACGCCUCGCACCUACUCGGAGACCAAUACCAGCCCAACUAUGGAACCGCCAGCAGCACCCACAACGCGCCCCAGCCAGACCCAGAGGAGCUUCGACGUCAGCGAGAAAAUCUGGAGCGAAUUUGCGCUGAGACGAAUGAGCAACUAAUCCCCGUCUCCCAACCGAGCGCCCUCCCCGAAGUCACCGAACAGCCCUCCAAGAACGACGAAUACGCACACCUCUUCAACGAGCGCUUCAAGUCGAUACGGAGCCAGCGCCCAUCCUCCGCGGGUAACGACGAUGACGACGAGACAACAUGGCUCGAGAAUGCCAUGGGCAACCAGGGCGAGGAUGAGCUGGAGCAGAUUAAGCCGGCCAAGGGGAAGCUGACGAUUCAGUUCGGUCAGCGGUAG
This is a messenger RNA of Alternaria hordeiaustralica, 945 nucleotides long. RefSeq lists its product as uncharacterized. Lineage: Eukaryota; Fungi; Ascomycota; Dothideomycetes; Pleosporales; Pleosporaceae. The transcript is spliced from 4 exons. The record is from RefSeq and is a predicted model, not a curated record. Bases 1 to 945 code for a protein of 314 amino acids. Gene Ontology annotation, cellular component: Ragulator complex; late endosome membrane; membrane raft. Gene Ontology annotation, biological process: regulation of receptor recycling; cellular response to amino acid stimulus; endosomal transport.